UAUGUGUGUAAUUGACAACACAUUCACUGUAUUAUUGAAAACACUGUUCACUAUUACAUUGAAUGCAAUACAGAGGUAGUGAUUGACUGAAUGAAUGACUACAACGAGUGCCACGUUAUCAACGUUACCACCAAUUGAUGACUACAUCACAAACAACUCAUACAUUUGUCCAAAACUAUUGAUUGUUUACAGAUUGUCAUCAUUUUAGUGAAUAUCAAUUCAAUUCUUGAACUUCAGUGACACUAAUUGACAAUUGAAUUGGCAAACAAUUCAAUUGAUGAGAUAGUGGUGACAAUUAGUGAUCAAUGGGCGGCAAUCAGAGCAUUGAAGUUCCCGGCGGUGGUACUGAAGGAUACCAUGUUUUAAGGGUUCAGGACCACUCUCCCGGACAUAAGGCCGGACUCGAGGCUUACUUCGACUUCAUUAUAGCCAUUGGAAACACAAGACUUAAUCAGGACAACGAUGCUCUUAAAGAGAUCCUUAAGGCCAGUAUCGAUAAACCUCUCAAAAUGACUGUUUAUAAUAGCAAAACACAAACCGUGAGAGAAGUUGAGUUGACUCCCAGUGCCAAAUGGGGUGGACAGGGAUUACUUGGAGUAAGCAUCAGAUUUUGUUCAUUUGAAGGCGCGAACGAACACGUUUGGCACGUUUUGCACGUCGAGCCUAACUCACCGGCACAUAUCGCGGGUCUUAAGUCAGACACUGAUUAUAUCAUUGGCGCUGAUUCUGUGCUACAAGAAAGCGAAGAUCUUUUUAAUCUUAUUGAAGCUCAUGAGGGAAAGCCUCUUAAGCUAUUUGUUUACAAUUUAACCAUCGAUUCCUGUCGUGACGUCACUAUUGUUCCCAAUAGCAAUUGGGGCGGAGAGGGUAGUCUGGGUUGUGGUAUUGGCUAUGGAUAUCUUCAUAGAAUUCCUUAUAAUCCAGAUUUACCAAUUAAGACCUUUCAAUCGGCAACUCAAGAAGUAUCAUAUGUUUCAAUACAAAACUCUGAAACACUGGCGAAACAACAUUCAGAGAAAAAACAAUACGAACUUCAACCGCAACCGCCACCGACUCCACAAUUAUCACAACAAUAUUCACCAGUUGUUUCCACUACACCUGUUGUGGUCUAUGAUCACAAACACCAACAAGAAGUAUAUAACGCUAGUAUUUCUUCAAUCCCAUCACAUCCAGAAUAUGUUUCUUCAUUAACAUCCAGUUUAGCUAAUGUUAGUCUAGGACAAGGAGGUGAUCAAUAUAUAACACAGAGUCAAUUAACAACAUCAACAACUACUACAUCAAGAUCUUCCUAUCCAUUACCGGCGACAUUACCAAUGACUCAGAACUACACGCCUCAGAAUACCAAUUCUUAUGUAACCCAAAGUACCGCAUAUGCGCCACAAAGCACUGGUUCCUAUGGAUUCAAUCAACCGACAUAUAGUGCAGUUUCAAAUAGUGAUACCAGUUCUUUACCUUCAUAUGGCGGUCAAUCGUUCACAACACCGAUAACAUUGCCGGGAAUGCCUCCUCUUACAGUUAGUGCAACUUUACCUACAGAUAAGUUCACUGUACCUCUUUCUACCACUUAUGCGGGUCAACCUUAUGGUUACCAAUUACCCGGAGACUCCAAUCAAACGUAUUCACCUUAAAUUUUAUGUUAUAUGUACGGUAUAAUAUAUAAAUAUAAUUUUAUCUCAGA
Oppia nitens is the source of this 1678-nucleotide messenger RNA. It is a transcript of the gene Grasp65, whose product is annotated as Golgi reassembly-stacking protein 2-like. Gene Ontology annotation, biological process: Golgi organization. The transcript is spliced from 5 exons. Gene Ontology annotation, cellular component: Golgi apparatus. The record is from RefSeq and is a predicted model, not a curated record. The coding region runs from base 306 to 1628 and encodes 440 amino acids. Lineage: Eukaryota; Metazoa; Arthropoda; Arachnida; Sarcoptiformes; Oppiidae. Gene Ontology annotation, molecular function: protein binding.